GAGCAACAAACCGACUACCGGAUUCGCCAUUCUAUUCAAUAACGUUAACAGCAGCAGGCAGACACAUUUAAAAAACGAUCAUUCCGAUAAAUCUAGUGCACAAGCAUACGCAUUAGAUCACAUGUCUUGCUAAAUUAACGGCUAGGUCGUCCGCCAUUGGCUAACAGACAAGCGAUUCACUACGGACUCAUCAAGGACAGAUGCUACCAGCACUUAGCACUGUGUCAAAUCAUCAUCUGGCGCUCACGUGACUUCUUCAUUUGCAUUGCAGUUGUAAAAUUCGUUUCCCGCAAUAUAUCGACUUGUGGGCGUUGUUUCGACUACAUCUGAGUUCGGUUUUGUUAUAUGAUCCUGUCCGUGGUUAAUUGUUUAUUUUUUUAACUUUCCGUCGAUGUAAAUCGCAUACAAUAAAGAUAUAUGAUGGCGGGACGGUUUGCAAAUAUCGUGAAUCGAGUCAGAAACGAUAAUAAUAAAAGUACCAGCAGGUUGAGGUCGGUUGUCACAGCUGAUGGGCUGCUAAGAGAGUACAACUCCGAAAGACACGGCAGACUUCUUCUGGAUGGGAUUGGUGAUGUGUUUCUGGCGAGACAGUUCACUGAUGUUGUUGUGAAGAUUGGAGAAACUGAAAUCAAGGCACACAAGUGCAUUCUCUCAGCAUGUUCUAAGUAUUUUAGAGCCAUGUUUACGACGGAUCUAAAAGAAGGCCAGACAGAUGUGGUGGAGCUGAAGAACAUGAAGGAGGACUCAGUCAAUAAGGUGGUGAACUUCAUGUAUACAGGCAAGAUACAGAUAGUAACAGACGGGGUGGAGGACCUGCUCAAAGUAGCUGAUAUGUUUGAUAUCCAGGAGGUCAGAGAUGCCUGUACUGAUACCCUCAUCAGGAACUUGUGUCCUGACAACUGCAUCAACAUGGCUAACUUAGCCUCUGCUCACAAUCUAGCAGCCCUCACUAAAGCAGCUCUGAAAUAUGCCCAUGAGAACGUGGAGACAGUCCUGCAGUCCCAGGAGUUCCUAAAAUCUUCCAUCGCACAGGUCAAAGCGCUAUUGUCGAGUGACGAACUGAACGUGAAGUCAGAGCUAACCGUGUUUGAUGGUGUUCUCAGAUGGAUCAAGCAUGAUAAGGGACCAAGACAACAAUAUAUAGAGGAAUUGUUCGGUUUGAUACGACUCUCAAUUAUACCCGUAGCAGAUCUUAUCGAGCGUGUGAGCAACGAAGAUGUUAUCAACACUAACUCCAAAUGUCGAGACAUGUUAAACAAAGCGAUGGAGGAGUACCACCAGAGUUUGAAGAACCCGAGCACCAGAAAAGCAAGCAGAAUAGGAGCCAAAGCCGGGCAUUUGUUCUGUCUGGGAGGAGAGGGAGCUGAGAGCAGGGUGGAGGUGUAUCAUAGCAACGUCAACAGGUGGGAACGAGGAAAAGUUGACAUGUUGGUUGGGAGAUCAGGUGCCAUGGCUGUGGCUCACUCAGGGAAACUCAUAUUUAUCAUAGGUGGACAGGAUAAGAGGAAAAGACCUCUGAACUCCGUCGACGUUUACGAUAUCAGAAUGAAGAACUGGAAAUCCUUGUCCUCAAUGUACGAACAACGAGUGUAUGGGGCUGCCACAAUUAUUGAGGGAAAUAUCUACGUGGCUGGAGGAGCAUUCGACAGAACAGUUCUAAUGUCAGCGGAGUUCUACAACAUUGAGAACGACAUCUGGAACAGGAUGGCGGCACUGACACAGCCUCGGUCAAGGUGCGGUUGUGCUACUGUAGACGGACAUAUGUAUGUAGUCGGCGGGCAUGAUGGCAUCAGAGAUCUUGAUAGUAUCUCCAGGUAUUCUCCUGAAACUGACUCUUGGACAGACCUCAAACCCAUGAGAUACGGCAGGAACGGAUGUGCUGUUGGAGCAGUUGAGUCACACAUAUUCGCUGUUGGUGGAUGCAGGAGUGAUGGUACAGUACUGUACAGUAUAGAGCGGUAUAACACCGAAACUGACCAGUGGAGUAGUGUUGGUCUCAUGCAGAGUGGAAGGUUCGCGCUGGCGGUCGCUGUGGUGUCCGGUCAACUCUUCAUAAUCGGAGGUAACGACGGUAAAGGAAGUGUGAAUGUUGUGGAGAAGUUUAACCCCGUCAAGAAUAAGAGUGAACUGGUUACCCCCAUGAAACGACCAAGGGAGUGGAUGGCUGUGGCUGUGACGUGAAGUGUUACCAUUCCACAAACUCGGACUCUUUAAACUGAUAUACAGACUGUCAGAGACUGUAAAAUUGUGUCUGAUCAAAUCAGUUUGUAGAUAGUUUGAUCUUGUUGGAUUUUAUUUAGAUGGUUCGAGUUUACCCGUUAUGGAUGAGCAUGAAAAAGGAAAGAAUUGAACCAAAUUUAUAUUUGGACAAGUAUUGUUAAAUUGCUGCUGAGUCCGCAAAUUUUUUAAUCGUAUUUGGUGCUUUAAAAUUUUUUUUUCACAAUACGUUGAGGCUAUUUGAAAUAAUAAAAAUACCCGACGAAUAACUAAUAACUAUUUAGAACAGAAGUUAACUUACUGUAAACAUAAAUGAUUUUGAGUACUGUGAUUGUCAUCUUUUAUUGGCAUUGCAGAGUUCGACUAUCAAUAUCAAAAAAUGUUUUUUUAUUUUAUGUCAAUGUCAUACUGUCAGUGUCAUAGUAGAACUUAGAAGUUUCUAUAA
Messenger RNA from Bolinopsis microptera, 2662 nucleotides. Its product is annotated as kelch-like protein 20. Lineage: Eukaryota; Metazoa; Ctenophora; Tentaculata; Lobata; Bolinopsidae. Bases 418 to 2181 code for a protein of 587 amino acids. The transcript has 12 exons. Gene Ontology annotation, molecular function: protein binding. The record is from RefSeq and is a predicted model, not a curated record.